AUGGGUUCCCGGGAGACACCUUCUUGCCCUAAGGCCCGUGAGACCUUGAACCUGGAGACUUCGGACAGCUCUAGCCCUGACCCUGACAGUCCUCUGGAAGAGCAGUGGCCGAAAUCCUCCCCAGACCUGAAGGAGGAAGACAGCAUGGAUGUGAUACUGGAAGACUCUGAGGAGCCUCUGUCCCUCUCCUCCCCCCCCACAGGCAGAGAGAUCAUCAGGUACGAAGUCAAGGUGAACCGACGGAACAUUGAAGACAUCUGCCUCGGCUGUGGAACUCUCCAGGUGUACGCUCAGCACCCCUUGUUUGAGGGGGGAAUAUGUGCCCUGUGUAAGGACAAGUUCCUGGAGACCCUCUUCCUGUAUGAUGAGGAUGGACACCAGAGCUACUGCACCAUUUGCUCCUCAGGGGGUACCCUGUUCAUCUGCGAGAGCCCCGACUGUACCAGAUGCUACUGUUUUGAGUGUGUGGAUAUCCUGGUGGGUCCCGGGACCUCAGAGCGGAUCAACGCCAUGGCCUGCUGGGUUUGCUUCCUGUGUUUGCCUUUCUCUCGGAGCGGACUGCUGCAGCGACGCAAGAGGUGGCGACACCAGCUGAAGGUCUUCCAAGAUCGAGAGGGGACAAGUCCUGUGGAGAUAUACAAGACAGUGUCUGCAUGGAAGAGACAGCCAAUACGGGUGCUGAGCCUUUUUGGGAAUAUUGAUAAAGAACUAAAGAGCUUGGGCUUUUUGGAAAGUGGUUCACAUUCUGAGGGAGGAACGCUGAAGUACGUGGAAGAUGUCACAAAUGUCGUGAGGAGAGAUGUGGAGAAAUGGGGCCCCUUUGACCUGCUAUAUGGCUCGACCCAGCCCCUAGGUGGCUCUUGUGACCGCUGUCCUGGCUGGUACAUGUUCCAAUUCCACCGGAUCCUCCAGUAUGCCCGGCCUCGCCAAGAGAGUCAGCCCUUCUUCUGGAUAUUUAUGGACAAUCUGCUGCUGACUGAGGAUGACCAAAUGACAACCGUCCGCUUCCUUCAGACAGAGGCUGUGACCCUCCGGGAUGUCCGUAGCAGAGUCCUCCAGAACGCUGUGCGGGUGUGGAGCAACAUUCCAGGGCUGAAGAGCAAGCACGAGGCCCUGUCACCAAAGGAAGAAGAGUCUCUGCAAGGCCACGUCCGAACCAGAAGCAAGCUGGCCGCCCCGAAAGUUGACCCCCUGGUGAAGAACUGUCUUCUCCCCCUGAGAGAGUACUUCAAGUAUUUCUCUCAGAGCUCACUUCCUCUUUAGAAAUGAAUCACCAUACGAUGAAAGUCUUUCCUAGAACAAUGGCAGUCCUUCUUCCUAUGACCUUUUUCCUCUUCAGGAACCUUUUUCUCCCAUUUGCUGGCUGGCCUUUGGGUUUCUUUCCUGCUGGAUUUCCCAAGAUGAAGAUGCCACCUCUGUGCAGCUCGCUGUGGGGGGUGGGAGGUCCCCAUGGCUGUGGUCAAAAUCCCUGUGGGAUGACGUGCCAGGCGUCUCCAAAACUGUGUG
This is a messenger RNA of Apodemus sylvaticus (European woodmouse), 1506 nucleotides long. It is a transcript of the gene Dnmt3l, whose product is annotated as DNA methyltransferase 3 like. The coding region runs from base 1 to 1263 and encodes 420 amino acids. Gene Ontology annotation, molecular function: enzyme activator activity; DNA (cytosine-5-)-methyltransferase activity, acting on CpG substrates; DNA binding. The transcript has 12 exons. Lineage: Eukaryota; Metazoa; Chordata; Mammalia; Rodentia; Muridae. Gene Ontology annotation, biological process: negative regulation of transcription by RNA polymerase II. Gene Ontology annotation, cellular component: nucleus. The record is from RefSeq and is a predicted model, not a curated record.